AUGAAGAGAGAGUACAGGCUGGAUCACAGUCGCUGGGGAUGUGGACACCUACGUGAGGAAGUAGAGUUACUAAAUGGAUCUCUGGAGUUGAAUGAACAGAGAACAGUUUUAUUAAAGAGGCAAGUGGACGCAUUUGAAGCAGAAAGAAAACAGUUAAGGGGCGAUGUUGAUUUCUUGGAGGAAAGCUUAAAAAACAGUCAAGAAGGCAAUGAAGAUCUGACGUUUGAGGUUGAUGGGCUAAAGAUAAUGAUUCAGGAAAUGAAAAGGGAGAAUACGCAGCUUAGUCGCCAUGGAUGCGGACAUUUACGCGAAGAAGUAGAAUUACUAAACGGAUCCCUGGAAUUAAAGGAACAGCGAGUAACUCUGUUGAAGAGCCAAGUGGACGCCUUUAAAGAAGAAAGCUGUAGUUUUCAAAAUGUUACGCAGAGCAUGAAAAGAGAAAUAGAGAUUCUUAAGAAGGAAAAUGUGACAAAGACGACGCAGUUGCAUAAGCUAAAAUGCGAAACAUCAAAGACCAUUAGUGAUCUUAAAGAUGACAUUGCAAAGUUACAACAAGAAAAGUCUGCAUUGUCAUCGGAACUAUCAAAGGAAUCAGGAAGAGAUCACCACUUGUAUGAGUUAAGAUGUGAAAAAUCGAGUAUGACAGGAACACUUGAAGAUCAUAUAACAAGGUUGAGGAGAGAGAACUGCACUUUGACUGCAAGACUAUCAAAGGCUUACGAAAAGGAUGACCAGUUGAUUGAACUAAGAGAAAAAGUCCAACUUUUAGAGAAUCAGUUGAAAAAUGUAACUGAGGCGGCAACGGCGUCUGUGAACAGGAAAGAGAAGGAAAUGGAGGAAGAUUACCGCAUCAUAAAGAAGCAAGAUCAAACGAUCAAAAAU
Pocillopora meandrina is the source of this 882-nucleotide messenger RNA. The record is from the annotation of a GenBank genome assembly. Lineage: Eukaryota; Metazoa; Cnidaria; Anthozoa; Scleractinia; Pocilloporidae.